AUGGAUAGUGAAGAAUUUCAUAACCAAAUCGACGAAUCGCUCAGAAGGGAACAGGACGAAAGCAAAGGGAAAGAAGCGGAGAAUCAAGAGCAAGAGGAAGAGAAGAAGACUGAGAUGGAAGGAGGAAGAGAAGACGAUGGAGGCGAAGAUGAAGAAAGCCAAGACGAAGGCAAAGGAGAACCGAUCCCUGGAACUAGCGCUAAAGAGAAAGACACCCCCCCGACUAGACAAUCGAAGAGGAAGAAAGCUCCACCAAAACCUUUUCCACCAGCGGCAACCGCCAAAUCGAAAUCGGUGGGACCGAUACGCAUAAAGAAAGCGAAGACGGCGACAAACCAAGCUCCAACACCACCCGACGAAGAAGUCGAAAGACAAACUACGAAAAAGAAAGCGCCAGCCCGCCAACGCAAAACAAACAACCCACCACUCCGCCCACCUGUCAGUAACCCAAUCGUCAACGAACAAGACGACGAGUCUACGGGAAGUGAAGAAGAGACAGACAACCAACAAGGUGGACUUUGGACUGGCACGUACAGAAACAAACAUCGCCCACAGAUAACAACAGUGGGAGGCAUCGUGCUAGGUGAUGCUGAUGAAGGUUAG
Molecule: messenger RNA, 603 nt
Organism: Melampsora larici-populina 98AG31
Lineage: Eukaryota; Fungi; Basidiomycota; Pucciniomycetes; Pucciniales; Melampsoraceae
Exons: 1
Coding region: 1-603 (200 amino acids)
Source: RefSeq, a predicted model, not a curated record